CAAAUGUCAAAAUAAGAGACCGAUCCAUUCGCUUAUAUAGAUAGGUGUUUAUUUCAGUAAUUUUUGUUGAGAAUUUAGCAUAUUAAUCAGCAAAAUUUAUUUUGUGAGAAUAAUCGGAGCCAUCUUAAUAAUGGCAGACAUCGGCGGAGAACCCAAACCUAAAAUAUCUGAUCUGGAACACGAUUUGGAAGUUCAGGCCUUUAAUGAAUUUCAAAAAGCUGACUACCCGUCGUGCCUACAAACUCUACAUAAACUACAAAAGUCACAGGAAUCCAACCCGAAGGUCAUUCACAACCGGGCCGUUGCUGAAUUUUACAUAAGUGAUCUGCGCCGAUAUGAUCAAUUUAGGAAAACAAUGGCACAAAUAACGGAAUUGGUUGGCGAGAUUCAAUCAGUGGAUGUUAAGCAUCCUGAACUUGCGGCGGCUUAUGUGAAUCAGGCAAUGGUGCUGUACCACUUUAAGCAACCGCUCGCUGCCCUGAAGAUAAUGCUAGCGGUUAUGAAUCAUUUCGAUCAACUGGACGAUUAUCUACUACGAAAGGCGGGGAUUUUUACCGUCCAUUUACUAUUGGACACAAACCAGCCCCGAAAAGCAAAUGGUUUGCUUGGAAUGUUGCAGGCUCGACUGAAUAUUCGAGUGCAAGAAAUUUUGAACUCGGAUGACGAAGAUGAGCGACCAGUUGAUAAUGAAAGCAGGAAGGAUAUAUCGGAGAUUCAGUUUGAAGAAUUUCGGAAGGAGUUCCGACUGAUACUGAUAAGGUCAAAUUUGUUGAAUGGAAAGAAAAAUUUUCUGAUUCCCGGUGAGGACACUUCCGAGUAUUCGGUACUGAAGGGGCAUCAAUAUUAUUUGGGAAACGAUUACCAGAUGGCUGCGAAGGAGCUUUCAAAACGGUUUGUCAACGAUCCGAUCCAGGUUCAGGUUCACGGCGAAGAUCAAAAUACGUGUUUGGCCAACAACAUGGGUUUAAUUCAUUUCGCUGUUAAACAUUAUGCCUUAGCUGCUAGAUUCUUUCAGCAGGCUUUACUGUUCGAUCAGGCUGCCACGAAUAAAAGUUCUACGGAAAAAGUUGAAGGAUCUCCGUUGUAUUGUGUCGGUGCUACCAAACGGCCGGAAAUUUUCUAUAAUCACGGAAUAACGUUGCUCUACUUGCAAAGACCAAGCGAAGCAUUCGAGUGUCUGUUGGUAGUUCUGAAUUCGUACCACAACAAUCCAAGAUUGUGGUUGCGAUUGGCAGAAUGUUGCAUAAUGGUCCAUCAGCAGGAUCAGAAAGAGCAAAAUAAGAAUCCGCUUACUGUGUUUCUGCGCCGUAAAUAUUUUCAGAAGCGGCCAUUCAACAGUGAAGAACAAUCGACAGCGAUUCCAAGUACUACUCUGGAAUUUGCAUCGCUUUGUCUGAGAAAUGCAGUAACUCUUAUUGAAUACCAUACGAGAGAACUGGCCAAACAAACGGAAAUGUCAGAUAAACCUGUUUCGUGGGAUAAAUUGUACGAAGGAGCUCCUUGCAAUCCAUGUAAGCCACUGAAGCCAGCAAAUCUGGAAAAACUACGAAUCGCUACUUUCAGCGCCUACAGUUAUGUACUACUUAGCCUGGGAGAAUUCACGCUGGCUCUUAAAUACGCCCAACAAAUGCUUGCAAUCAAUGAACUUCCGGAAACAUAUCACACACUGGGCUCGCUGUACAGUGCGGAAGCCCUCGUUAUGUUGAAUCGCAUUCCGGAAGCGUUGGUCUAUCUGGACCCGAAACGAAUGAAGGAUUUCACUGGCGAGGACUUUUCCACUCGCGGAUCGCCUAAUUGGAGUAUGAAUUCACUUGAGGCGGCUCAAUCGGUGAUGCACUACAAUCUGGCCGUGACACUGUUCAGUCUUGGCGAUUAUGAGAAGGCUAAGGCGUACAUGAAUGCAUGCAGCCAUCCCGCGGUUUUGCCCUACCUGAAGAUGCUAAAAAUGUACUGCGAGCUGGUGCUAGGGAAUGUGGAGAAGGCCAAGCUUAUGGCACGGUACGAUAUGCCGCAUUUGGUGUAAACUCGGUUAGAUAUAUAGUGAGA
Messenger RNA from Topomyia yanbarensis, 2046 nucleotides. RefSeq names its product CCR4-NOT transcription complex subunit 10 (gene Not10). The record is from RefSeq and is a predicted model, not a curated record. Bases 131 to 2023 code for a protein of 630 amino acids. Gene Ontology annotation, cellular component: CCR4-NOT complex. Gene Ontology annotation, molecular function: protein binding. The transcript is spliced from 2 exons. Lineage: Eukaryota; Metazoa; Arthropoda; Insecta; Diptera; Culicidae. Gene Ontology annotation, biological process: negative regulation of translation; mRNA catabolic process.